GUGGUCUUGCCCGGGACUCCUUUUCGACCUUGGAAUUGCGACUAAAGGAACAACAUGACUCUACUGGGAUCGGAACAUUCCCUACUGAUUCGGAGCAAGUUCAGAACAGCCCUCAAGAGUCCAGCUGCCUUCCAAGAACAGAAAAAGAACCUGGAAAAAUCCAAGGGUGAAGAUUAUUUGAAGCACAAGGUCAGAAGCAGGCCGGAAAAGUCUGAUCUGGCCAACAUGCAUAUUUUACAAGAUUCAUGUGCUGAGGGAUCAACUCAAGCUGUCCAGAUGAAACUGAAAAGGGCUCGCCUUGCAGAUGACCUGAAUGAAAGGAUUGCCCUCAGACCGGGUCCCCUAGAACUGGUGGAAAAAAACAUAAUUCCUCUUGAAUCUACUGUGAAAGAAACCAUGAAAGGCAAUACAGGCAGUUACUCCAAGUCGGUGGACGCCUUUGCCUUUGAAGAAGACAGCAGCGAUGAUGGCUUGUCCCCAGACCAGGAGAGAAAUGAUGAAAUGCAGGGAAACCCAUCUUCAUCUCCGCAAGAGACCAAAUUCGCGGAUGCUUCUGGCUCCCCUAACUCGGCCACAACUCAGCAGAACAAGCCUUCCACGGAUUCCAAAAACAGGCACAAAAAGCCCAAAGACAUCAAGCCAAAGGUGAAGAAGCUAAAGUACCACCAAUACAUUCCUCCAGACCAGAAGGCAGAGAAAUCUCCUCCACCCAUGGACUCCGCCUAUGCCCGACUCCUGCAACAGCAGCAACUCUUCCUUCAGCUGCAGAUCCUCAGUCAACAGCAACAGCAGCACUUCAGUUACCCAAGCAUGCACCACUCACAUCUCAAGCAGCAAAAUGAACAAAUGAACCGGAAUGCCAACACGCCAACAGUCAGCAGUCCUUCGUUGUCUCCAGUAAAGACCAACUUCUCUGGACAUUCUAACAUGUCUUCCAUGAAGCCAGGACUUCUGCCAUCCAAUCUGGAUGACCUAAAAGUAUCGGAGUUGAGACAGCAGCUUAGAAUACGUGGGUUGCCCGUGUCUGGUACAAAGACCUCCCUGAUGGAACGGCUGAGGCCCUUUCAGGAAUGCAGUAGUAACGCAGUUCCAAAUUUUGGAGAGAUCACCACAGUCACCUUCCCGGUUAUGCCAAAUAACUCUAUGUCCAAUUACCAAACACAUCCAUCCGCAGGGGUUAUCUCAAAUGGAUUCUAUCAGUUUGGUAGCACCAGCUCCACCCCGCCAAUAUCCCCGGCCUCUUCUGAUCUUUCUGUUAAUGGGUCUUUACCUGAUACCUUCAGUGACGGACCAAUGUCUUCUCCUCAUUUUGGCCUACACCCCUCCCCAAUUCACCUAAGUGCUGAAGAAAGUCUUAUGAGCAGUAUCAACAGUAGCAGCUACCAAGCAGAACUGGAAGGCAUGGACGCUGAAAAAGACAAAAUGUUGGUGGAGAAGCAAAAGGUCAUUAAUGAGUUGACUUGGAAGCUUCAGCAAGAGCAGAGACAGGUGGAAGAGCUUAGACUUCAGUUACAGAAGAGGAAAGGGAGCUGCGGGCCUCAAGAUAAGGCACUUCCAUCUCAACACUUCUUUGGAGUACAGAUCAAACAGGAAAAUGUAUCGAGCUGUCCCUUUGCCUCUAAGCAAAUGACCAUGAAAGCCCAAAACAACAAUGCAACAGAGAAGUUGGGAUCAUGUGCGCCACAACCAAUGCCAUGCUUAAUGAACAACCACUGUAUGGAGGCCUCAAACCCAAACACCAUGUCUUCCACAUUUUUAAGUCCCCAGUGCUCUCCACAACAUUCCCCACUUGGAACUACAAACAGUCCCCAGCACAUCAGCCUACCCCCAUCUCCCAACAACCAUUGCCACUACCUACUGUCGGUGUCCCCAAGUUCACAAGGUGACACGCAAAGUCUAUCUCCGCAAUGCAUCAAUACUCAGAUUUGCACAGGACAGAUGAACACUUUACAACCAUCUCCCCAGGGAGGUCAGAAGCUCCCCUUACCUUGUACGACUUUCCCUAACGCACCCACAUCGGAUUCCAAGCAGCUCCCGUCCUAUGAGGAUGCUGUAAGACAGCAAGUCACAAGGAGCCAACAGAUAGACGAACUUCUUGAUGUUCUGAUCGAAAGUGGAGAAAUGCCAGCAAAUGCCAAAGAUGAGCGGUCAUGUGGGCAGAAGAUGACUCAACUAGGCGUGCCAGCAGGAAACGUAAAUCUAUCUGCUCCAAGUUCUCAUCUUCCUUACGAAAACUGCUCCAAUAAUGACAACCACCUUGAAGUCUUACUGAAUUCUCACAGCCCCAUCGGCAGAGCCACUGAAAUCCCUCUGCUUAAGAUCGGAAAUGACGAUGUGCACUUUGAACGUGUUAUUGAAGGGUUUUCAGGUAAAGUGACUGAAGAUAUUCUCCCAUCCAGAGAGAUCUUAGAAACUUCUCUGUCUCCUAUGGAGACCCAGAUGUCACCUUCAUCUGUGGAAAGCGCUGCCCUCCAUCAUAUAAGCUUUACAGAAUCUCCUUGGGAGACCAUGGAGUGGCUGGAUCUAACCCCACCGAGCUCAGCCACGGGUUUGGGAUCCCUUACUACUACUGGUCCCAGCAUUUUCAACACUGAUUUCCUAGAUGUUAAUGAUCUCAACUUAAACAAUGCAAUGGACCUACACUUAGAACACUGGUAAUCGCCAUCAUUAGUUGUUCAACUUUAGAGCCAAAGAGGUUCAAUGCUAUGUGCCAAAGAAUGGGUCCACUAAAGACCAGCCAAAGGUCCACUAAAGACCAGCCAAAGGUCCAUUAAAGACCAACCACAGGACCACCUAAAGACCAGCCAAAGGUCCACCUAA
This is a messenger RNA of Nanorana parkeri, 2820 nucleotides long. RefSeq names its product myocardin (gene MYOCD). The coding region runs from base 55 to 2658 and encodes 867 amino acids. The record is from RefSeq and is a predicted model, not a curated record. Gene Ontology annotation, biological process: cardiac muscle cell differentiation; smooth muscle cell differentiation. Lineage: Eukaryota; Metazoa; Chordata; Amphibia; Anura; Dicroglossidae. The transcript has 11 exons.